Molecule: messenger RNA, 1327 nt
Organism: Wyeomyia smithii (pitcher-plant mosquito)
Lineage: Eukaryota; Metazoa; Arthropoda; Insecta; Diptera; Culicidae
Exons: 6
Coding region: 11-1141 (376 amino acids)
Biological process (GO): cell-matrix adhesion
Cellular component (GO): basement membrane
Source: RefSeq, a predicted model, not a curated record
AUAACCAGCAAUGUUUGAACCGGUGUCAGUGUCACUUGGGCUGAUAGUUUUCUUUCGGCUUGUAUCCGGUGACUCGAUCAUUUCUCCGCCCAGCUGUGAUGGUUUCUACGGUUGCAUUUCGUCCAUUCGUCAGUCCGAUUGUACCAACGGGGAGAUACUGAUUUCGGGAGGAUCACUAAAUGGGUGCUGUCCGGGUUGCCGCGGUGGUCAACGGCAUAACAAGGUCUGCAAUGUGAAUGUCGCCAGCCGGCGUUGUGCCCCGGGACUCAAGUGCGAUAAGAAGUGUCUGUACGAUCGAACAACCUGUCUUCACACGAUUCACAUGCAACUCGAGGAAGAACUGGCUGGUUGGUACCCACGGUGUAACACCGAUGGAACCUACGCCAGCAAGCAGUGCCGAGGUGAUCGACUUUCCGGUCGAUGCUUUUGCUACAGCGAAGACGGCCGACGGCUUUUCGGCUGGGAUUGGUACAAAUAUGCAGCCAAAAUGACAUGUGCCUGCAGCCGUCGUCGCGCUAAAUUGGAAUCCGAAGGCCGUACUGGGGUUACGCUUCAUUGCACCCAGAAUGGUAACUAUGAGGAGCUGCAGUGUGACUCCGGUGUUUGCUGGUGUGCGGAUCAACACUCCGGGGAUCCACUGGUAGGAACUACGGUAGUGCAUGCAAGUCUGUGGCAGCUGUUACCGUGUUAUAAUAGCACCCUCCACGGUGACAGCUAUCUGCGGCAGUGUGAAAGUGCUGCUUUCGCACAGCAAACGAUACAAAAAAAAUUUGCCCUCCGGGGGACAAUUGGUGUCACAUUCAACGCAGUUCAGUGCGACUACGAUGGAUCUUUCGGUCGAUUUAAAAUCGAGAACGGAAUAGUUUACUGCACUUGGAGAGACGGAAAGAAAAUCGGCUCCUUUCAGGUUCGAUCUAGUCUGCUUUCAUCGGUGAAUUGCAAUUGCGCGCGGGACAGCCUCAUCUACCAGGAAGCUGGCAUUCCCUUUACUCUCUCGUGUGGGGGAAACGGAAAUUACGAGUACUCUCAGGAUCAAAACGGAGAGCUGUUUUGUGUUGAUGAUGAUGGAUUUGUGGUUUCCACCGAUGUUCAGCCAGGCGAGAGCUGUGACCAUUAUAUAUACAAAUAUGUAGAAGACUAAAGCAACUGUAUGAAAAGGACGAAGUUUUGAUAUAAAAUAAAUCCUAGCGAGUAUUAUCUAGAGCAUCAACAUAACCCUGAUAGGUGUCAUGUACUGGAUAUUGUAUCAGUGGUGGAGAUAAAAAAGCAAAGUUAGGAAAGGUUCGUUAAAUGUGAAAACGUGUGUCAUUUGUCGCGUUCAAGCCGA